AUGGUGUCGACGCUUGUGGAGAUGGGUUUCUCCGAGGUGCAGGCCAAACAGGCUCUGCUCUUGACUGAAAGCAACGUGGAAGCUGCUGCCGACAUGCUGCUGACCAACCCUCCGCCUAUAGAGGAAGGAGCCUCCGUCCCCUCUACCUCUGGGGCUAAGCUGGCGCAGCUCUUGGCCAUGGGCUUCGAGGAGCCGAAGGCCAGGGUGGCCCUGGAGAUGCACCGUGGAAACGUAGAAGCCGCUGCGGAGGCGCUGAUUCAAGAACAGGAGGUGGAGGUCGAGGGCUACCAUCCGGCCACACCAAGGACACCUCCUGAAGUUCUUGAGGUGGAGGACCACCAGCCGCCGGCCGCACCGAGGACACCGCCUGAGAUGUUCGAGGCUGGACCUAUUGCCGGAACCUCAUCGGCACGAGCGAGUCGAAGCGCCAGCGGAAGCCCCCCCAAGAAGAGGAGGAGGUGCGGGAGCUUGGAAGAAGACUCCGGCAGGAGUCUGGUCGACGAGGUCGAGGAGCCGGUGCUCGCGCCGCCCGCGGACAAAAAGGCCGACGCCUCUGCAGAGGCACCAGCCUCGGAAGCGGCCAACUCUCUCGGCGUGGACGCUUUCGCUCCGCGGCUGCAGUUCGCCUCUGAAUCCUUUGGCCCACUGCGGCGGAGACCUGUGCGGGUUCGCGAGGACCCCGAGCUUCACGCGAGGGUGCCCGAGAUGACCCGAGCCUCGGUGCCCGGUGUGGAGAGAUGGAAGGGGGAGCGAGGGCAGAAGCGUGUCCUGGACAUGCUCUCAGAUUGCUACAUGCAGGGAUUGUGGAUGCUUGGGCCACCCUCUGCUCCGGCUAACAAGGAGAUCGUUCCGGCUUUCCGCCACAUCUUUGCCACCCUCCAGCCGUUGGGCGCAGAGGAUCCCAAGCGGGUUCGCAUCCUUCGCACCCUGGCGGAGGCGUGCCAAGAUUGCCAGCAGGUCCAAGCACGAGAGAUCUUGCGUAUCUUUGGGGACUUGACAGCGCAGAAUGAGACCUUCGAGUCCCAGUUGAAGUAUUCGCUGCUGAGGCAGAAGGAGGGCGCCUUGAAUCGCUUCAUCAGCAUGAAGCACGAGCGCUGUGACAAGGACCACACCGAGGUUCAGCCAUGGCAGCAGCGACCACACCUCCUCAGCGGCUACCUGGACUGUGUCGGGGACAGCUUCGGACUGGAUGGGCUUGCAGCGGCCCAGAGCGAUCGUUUCCUUCCCCAGGUGAAGGCGGAGAUCAAGAAGACGCUAAAGAAAGGUGGCCAGAAACGGCUCCUCUCUACGCUGCAGCAGGAUCUCUGCGUGCGCGAGUGGCUGCAGACGUUGUUGGCUGACAUCAACAACCAGACCUCGAACUCCGACCGGCUCAUCGACCGAAGUUGCAUCUUCAGGUGGGUGCAGGCCAACAUGACCUCCCACGAUGCACACCUCGUUUUCUAUGACGAGGAGCGUGCGGAGGAGUUCCGAGGGCAGGAUCCGGAGCAGCCCAGCGUGGAGAACCAGUACCAGCCCUUUCUCAGCUGCAAAGUGCUGGUGGAGAUGUUGGUUGCAGCGAGGUUCUUGGCCUACAGAUCGCGCGACUCUGCCGAUGCAACAUCGAGCACCGGGGGCACUCGCCUGGGAGCCAGCCAGCUUUUGCCAUUCUUCGAGGCCGGCUCCCCCUGUGCCGUGUGGCCACGCCUCUCCUCGAAACAGCCGGCACCCAUCCGUCGAGCGGCGGUCCAAUGCCUGAUGCGCAUUUGCCGGGCGGUAGGCAGUUCCGAUGAGAGUGGGUUGCAGGUGGCAAGUGCUACGCACCGCGCCGCAGCCCUGAACGUCAUGGCCGAUGAGGCGGUCCCGCCAGCAACGGCUGCAGCCUUUGUCAGGGAUUUCGCAGUGGCAGGCCAGGAAAGCAGUUGUUGGGAAGGAAUGGUUGCCUCGAAGUCCCUGUGGCCACCUUUGACGGCCCUGCUCCGCCGGGGCGCCGCUUCCGGUGGUCGGCAAGAGACGGCUGCCGACUUCCUUCAGCACUUCUGCGAGCUCCUACAGGUCUUUCCUGAGAGUGCCUGGGCACCGGGAAAGGCGGAGCUGCUACUGGCGGAGAUUCUGCAGGAAGAUGAUGUGAAGUCCACAUUGUCCGAGCAUCUCGUAAAACUGCCGCUGUUCGAGGCGAUUCUUUCGGUUUUCUUUGGUUUCUGCCUUCGGACACUUACGAGUCAGUGA
Messenger RNA from Symbiodinium sp. CCMP2592, 2208 nucleotides. Lineage: Eukaryota; Dinophyceae; Suessiales; Symbiodiniaceae. The record is from the annotation of a GenBank genome assembly.